UCUUAAGGGUUUUAAAAGUAAGUUUAAGAUCGCCAAAACCCUCGCCUCCUCCGGCAACAACAUCACCACCGCCUAUCAGCAUCAUGAGUCUGAUUGCUGGCUCUUACGAAAAAUUCAUUUGGGGAUUCAAGCUCAAGCCUUUGAAGCACUCCUCGGACGGAAAAACCCUAACUUUGACACAGCUCUUUUCAUACCCCUCUCACAUCGGUCCUGUGACUUGCGCCGCCUCAUGUGGUCCUGCCGCCGCUUCGGGCUCGUCCGAUGAUACCAUACACCUCUACGAUCUUCACUCUGCCGCCUCCCUUGGCUCCCUUCACGACCAUUCCGCCACCAUCACCUCCCUCUGCUUCUAUACCCCUUCCUCCCUCUCCUUCCCCCGCAACCUAAUAUCAGCUGCAGCUGAUGGCUCCGUCUGUAUCUUUGACGCUGACCCUUUUGUCCACUUGACCACCCUUUGGCCUCACAAGAAGGCUGUCAAUGAUCUUGCGGUCCAUCCUUCCGGCAAGCUCGCUCUGACAGUGGGCCGCGACCAAUGCUUGGCUAUGUUGAAUUUGGUGCGGGGCAGGAGGAGCUUCUUUUGCAGGAUGGGAAAGGAAGCCACUUUGGUGAAGUACGACCUGAAUGGAGAGAAUUUUUUUAUGGUUAUUGGGGACAAGAUUGGAGUACAUGCGGCUGAGGACGCAAGGUUGUUGUUUGAAUUGGAGAGUCGCAAGAAGGUUCUUUGUGCUGCUCCUGGAGAGAGUGGACUUCUUCUUACUGGCGGUGAGGACUGUAAUAUUACUGCUUGGGACACAAAAAGUGGAAAGGCUGCAUAUUGCAUUGAAGAUGCUCAUUCUACCCGUGUGAAAGGAAUUGUUGCGCUCAGUAGGAAUGAUGGUACCACUAACACUGAUGAUCCAUAUCUAGUGGCGUCUGCAUCGUCAGAUGGGGUUAUACGUGUUUGGGAUGUUCGUAUGGCUGCAAAGGAGAAUCCUUAUCCAUUGGCCGAGGCUGAGACAAAAUCAAGACUGACUUGUCUGGCUGGAUCGUCCCUUAAAUCUAUCAAGCGGCCGCAAAUGGGCAACAGCGGAACCAAAGAGGAGCCGGAUUCCAAAAUGGAGGUUUCAUAACGUCAUUUGGAUACUAUUCGAAAAAUGCGGCCUCGAUUUACUCAUGUGUAUCCAUGUUACUGGAAAGCUUGUUGUGCAUGGGGUCAUAAUCCCUAUCCUGCAAAUCAAUUUUGACAUUCAAAGAGCCUCUUGAUUCUAUAUUAUGAUAUGCAUGCAUAAUUUAACUUAUUGAUACAUA
This is a messenger RNA of Tripterygium wilfordii, 1287 nucleotides long. Its product is annotated as p21-activated protein kinase-interacting protein 1-like. Gene Ontology annotation, molecular function: protein binding. Bases 84 to 1109 code for a protein of 341 amino acids. The transcript has 4 exons. NCBI's taxonomy places the organism in Eukaryota, Viridiplantae, Streptophyta, Magnoliopsida, Celastrales, Celastraceae. The record is from RefSeq and is a predicted model, not a curated record.